AUUCAAUCUCUCUACGCUAGGCCAGGGUUCGUCUUCUCUACUUUCCUCUUCCUCGAUCGCUCUCUCUCGCGCUUGACCUAACAUUGCUACUGUAAGUCCCCCACCUCUGCUGUUCGAACCAAUGGCAUUCUAUCCGGCGUAGGAAUUUCGCUUUUGUUUGUUCCAAUGGAGUCUCGUUCCUAAAUGUUCGUUUUACCGUCUUCCGCUUGCUGCUUCUGCUCUGCAACCAGCUUCUUUCUUUUGGUGAAUUUCGGGCUCCAGUGAGCCCUGGAUCGAUCAUUUGUUCAUUGCUUCGUUUAUUUACCGGGGACGGUUUUCCAGUCUGAUCACUUGAGUUUGUGAUAGUUUUCCCCCCUGAUCGAUUUUGGUGACUAGUGAACCUUUGAGCUGGCUAGGGGUUCUUUUCGUGGUGAUCUGCUUUUUAUGCUCAAUUCAUGGACUGCUUUAUGGUGUAUUUUGCUGGUCUCUCUAUAGCUAUUGACAGCCUGAAUUCUUAAUGCAUUAAGAAUGGACGACGACACAGAAAUUGGGAUGCCCCUCCCUGGUUGGAACAGCAAGAAUCCAACUGAAUCCUAUGUUUUCAUGGUAUCCUGCUUUCUUGCUGCUGUGAUUGGAAUUCUGACCAUAGCUUACACGGCUUUCCAAUGGAGAAGGAAUAUCAAUCUAAGUUGGAUGAAGGCUAUAGCCAGGUCGAAGAAAAAUCCAAAGACGAGGCACAAGGUUCCUGCUGCACCGCAUACAUGGGUGCUUGAGUCCGUGUCUCGUGGAAAGAAUCUGAAUUGUUGUGUUUGUUUAAAAUCCAUGACUCCUUCUCAGACUCUUGGCCCUAUGGUGGCGUCAGAUAGUUUUAUCCAUUGUUGCAGUAUAUGUGGUGCAGCAGCUCACCUUGGAUGCUCUAAUAAUGCACCCAAGGACUGCAAAUGUGUUUCUAUGGUCGGAUGUGAUAGUGUAAUGCAUCAAUGGGCUGUUCGGUGGACUGAGAUAACAGAUCAACCUGAUGAAACAUCCUUCUGCAGUUAUUGUGAGGAGCCAUGUAGUGGAUCUUUUCUUGGCGGAUCACCCAUAUGGUGUUGCUUUUGGUGUCAACGACUUGUUCAUGUUGAUUGCCACAGUAGUAUGUCCAGUGAAACCGGCGAUAUUUGUGAUUUAGGUCCUUAUAGAAGGUUGAUUUUAUCACCACUGUACGUGCAGGAACUUCACCGGAAUGUUCCAGGUGGGUUUUUGAGUUCAAUCACUCAUGGAGCAAAUGAAAUUGCUUCUUCUGUGCGUGCAAGUAUUAGGAUUCAAAGCAAGAAGUACAAACAUGGGAGUGAAAACUCCAUCGACUCGGGCAACAGUGGUAGUAUUGGUGAUCCGUCCACUGAAACCACAGCUGAGACCCAUCCUUGUGCAAAUUCUUGCAAUGGUGGUGAGGAAAACUGUGCUGGUAGUCUUAAUAUGGGGAGUCCUUAUCGUGAUAGUGCGAAUGUGGAUAAUAAGUUGGAAUCAAAACCUAGUUUUAAAAGGAGCGGCUCACUGAAUCAAAGGGAUGAAUCACAUGUACUAGGUAUGAAGCAGAGAUACGAGAUAAUUGAUUUGCCAUCUGAUGCGAGACCCCUCCUCGUUUUCAUUAACAAGAAGAGUGGUGCUCGGCGUGGAGAUUCCCUAAAGCAACGCCUGAACUUGCUUCUAAAUCCUGUUCAGGGGAGGGGAAUGGGGAAGGAGAUGACUCCAGAAAUUCCAUUUAACUUCGGUGCAAAUUUUGUUGGUUCGGAUCAUGUGGGAUAUUUGAACAUUAUCUUUACUUUGACUAAUGGCACUGCUGAGGUCUUUGAGUUGAGUUCAGUACAGGGUCCGGAAGUAGGACUUUAUCUUUUCAGGAAGGUGCCUCACUUUAGAAUUCUUGUUUGUGGUGGAGAUGGCACUGUGGGCUGGGUUCUUGAUGCUAUUGACAAGCAAAAUUUUGUCUCUCCACCUCCUGUAUCUAUUCUGCCUGCUGGAACUGGAAAUGAUCUGGCCAGAGUACUGUCAUGGGGAGGUGGUUUGGGGGCACUGGAAAGACAAGGAGGUGUCGGGUGUGACGCCAAGGUUGCUCUUGAAAUCCACAAUUUGAGGGAGGAAAACCCUGAGAAGUUCUAUAACCAGUUUAUGAACAAAGUUCUUUAUGCAAGAGAAGGUGCAAAGAAUAUGAUGGACCGUACAUUUGCUGAUUUCCCAUGGCAAGUCAGGGUGGAAGUUGAUGGGGUUGAGAUAGAGGUCCCAGAGGAUGCAGAAGGUGUACUCGUUGCAAACAUAGGAAGUUACAUGGGUGGUGUAGACCUAUGGCAAAAUGAGGAUGAAUCUUAUGAUAGUUUUGAUCCACAAUCUAUGCAUGAUAAGUUACUCGAAGUUGUUAGCAUUUCUGGAACGUGGCACUUAGGAAAACUUCAGGUUGGGCUUUCACGUGCACGCAGACUUGCACAAGGGCAGUUGAUUAAGAUACAGUUGUUUGCUCCUCUGCCUGUGCAAAUAGACGGGGAGCCAUGGCUACAGCAACCAUGUACGUUGAUUGUAUCCCAUCAUGGCCAGGCCUUCAUGUUGAGAAGAGCAGCAGAAGAACCACUUGGACAUGCAGCGGCCAUAAUUGCCGAUGUGCUUGAGAAUGCUGAAACUGACCAUGUUAUCAAUGCUUCACAGAAGCGAGCUCUUCUUCAUGAGAUGGCUCUCAGGCUAUGUUGA
Molecule: messenger RNA, 2697 nt
Organism: Linum tenue
Lineage: Eukaryota; Viridiplantae; Streptophyta; Magnoliopsida; Malpighiales; Linaceae
Source: the annotation of a GenBank genome assembly